Messenger RNA from Gymnogyps californianus (California condor), 5684 nucleotides. It is a transcript of the gene TBC1D13, whose product is annotated as TBC1 domain family member 13. The transcript has 12 exons. Gene Ontology annotation, biological process: intracellular protein transport; activation of GTPase activity. Gene Ontology annotation, molecular function: GTPase activator activity. Lineage: Eukaryota; Metazoa; Chordata; Aves; Accipitriformes; Cathartidae. Bases 25 to 1224 code for a protein of 399 amino acids. The record is from RefSeq and is a predicted model, not a curated record.
CGGGGAAGGGGCGCGGGGGCCGCCAUGUCGCGGUUGCACCAGAGCAGGAUCGCGGACUUCCAGGAGGUGCUCGGCGAACCCACGGUGGCUCUGGCCAAGCUCCGCGACCUCUGCUUCAGUGGAAUUCCCUUUGAUGGUGGGCUGCGCUGCCUGUGCUGGAAGAUACUCCUGAACUACCUCCCUUUAGAGAAAGCCUUAUGGAGCUCUUUGCUGAAGAAACAGAGGGAUCUGUAUUCCCAGUUCCUAAAGGAAAUGAUAAUCCAGCCUGGGAUCGCCAAAGCCAACCUGGGUGUUUCAAGGGAAGAUGUCACCUUAGAAGAUCAUCCCCUCAAUCCAAACCCAGACAGUCGAUGGAAUACUUACUUCAAGGAUAAUGAAGUGCUUCUCCAGAUAGACAAAGAUGUCAGGAGGCUGUACCCUGACAUGGCGUUCUUCCAGCGCCCAACAGACUACCCCUGCCUUUUAAUCCUGGACCCCCAAAAUGAGUUUGAGACGCUGCGCAAGCGGGUGGAGCAGACCACACUCAAGUCACAGACGGUGGCGCGAAACCGCAGUGGGGUUACAAAUGUGAGCUCCCCUCUUAAAACAACUCCUAAUUCUCUGAGCGAGUAUGAAGUUCUGCCCAACGGCUGUGAAGCUCACUGGGAAGUAGUGGAGCGAAUCCUGUUCAUCUACGCCAAGCUGAACCCCGGGAUAGCAUAUGUUCAGGGGAUGAAUGAAAUCGUGGGGCCUCUUUACUACACCUUUGCUACAGAUCCUAACAGUGAAUGGAAAGAACAUGCUGAAGCAGACACGUUUUUCUGCUUUACCAAUCUAAUGGCCGAAAUUCGGGACAACUUCAUUAAGAGCCUGGAUGAUUCUCAGUGUGGCAUUACCUACAAAAUGGAGAAGGUCUACUCCACCCUGAAGGAAAAAGAUGUGGAGCUGUAUUUGAAACUGCAAGAACAGAACAUCAAACCCCAGUUCUUUGCCUUCCGCUGGCUGACGCUGCUCUUGUCCCAAGAGUUCCUGCUGCCAGAUGUCAUCCGUAUCUGGGACUCCCUCUUUGCUGAUGAUAAGCGCUUUGAUUUUCUUCUGCUCGUCUGUUGUGCCAUGUUGACACUAAUCCGGGAUCAGUUGCUGGAAGGAGACUUCACUCUGAACAUGAGGCUGCUGCAGGAUUAUCCUAUCUCGGAUGUUCAUCUGAUUUUGAAGAAGGCAAAGGAACUUCAAGAUUCCAAAUAGUCCACGAGCCUAACAAAAGGUGUCAGAGAAACUGUAUGGUGGCGGAUCCUAGGAGAUGCCCCCAUGCGGUGUGGUGCGUUAAAGCUCCUAGUGGUCUCUGCAGGACUUCAGGUUUUGUGUUUGGGCUACUGGCCACCUUGAAGACUUCCUUCUACUCUAUUUAUUAGGUCAAGGACUGAUUACUUCCACAUCUUCUUGGGUCCUGCGCUCCAGAUUUUUUCAAAUCUCAAAUGCCUCUGUGCUGCCAAAAGCAGUUCUUUGUAUCUUUUUUAAAUGACACUAAGUUUGGGGAGAAAGAAACCAUCUGUCUGCGUAUCCCUGAAAGGAUGGACUCCUGUAUCAUGGAAGUAACACAUGGAGUAACUUCUGAUUGGGAAGGGACAGGCUGAGUCCAACGGAUUUUGGUGGGUGAGUAUAGAAGGAUCUUCCUCCUGUGAACAGAAUGUAUUCCAGUGAAGUCACGCAUCCUGCCAUUCAAGUAGCUUCUGGAUUCUUCUCCCUCGUGUCUGCACUUGGCCAUCCCUGGGGUGUGCAAAGAAGAUUGCAUCAGUUUCUGGUGAUUGUCAUCUGACAUCCGGCAGUUUGGACCCCUUUGCCUGGGAAAGAGACCUUGAAAAGCUGAGAUGGGAGGACACGAUUACAGCUGGUGGCUUUGUGCACUGAAACUGCCUGAAUCCAGAAUCGCCUUAUCAACAAGGUCUCCCUGAGAGCAAGACUGUGGUGGUUUUAAUCAAUGAGUAAAGUAUAGUUUGAAGUCAAGCCUUAUUACGCACAGCCUUAGAGCAGGAGCUUGUUGCUGCAGGGAGGCCUCACGCUGCUUUCCUGGCUCUCAACUGGAGCAUAUCCAGCUACAAUCAGGAUUCUGAAAUAGAAGAAAUGGGCAUCUAGUCACGUGCAAUGAAGACAGCUGUAUUUAGGGGCUUAUACAGGCAUGGCACUGGGGUUUUCUGCCUCGGUGGCUUGCAUAAUAUUACCCUGCGUAAGCUCUGGUCACAGUAACCUUGAUAUUGUCUCAUAGUACUUCUUGCCAGGAAGAGACAUGGUACAGGUCUGACCUACAAGUAAGAGUCCUUUUCUGGUGUAAUCCAGUGGGCACACAAGCAUUUGUCAUUAGCUGACUGCGGGGGCUGAUCCACUUUUCUGUGUACUGGUCCUGUUGGAGUCACAGACCUGAGUUGGACACUUGUCCCUCCUGAGAGGAAAACUGCUGCAUUUCAAAUAUGGUUGGAGCAGGCUCAGGUGAACAUCGACUAAGACAAACUACGGAGAGAACUGCUAACCUGCUGGCAGUGUCAAGCUGAUCAGAAACCGUAAUCCUCAGAGGGAGAAACUGCCAGCACCCAGGUGCUUGGGUGGUGCAGAAGCUCUUGAGUGAACACUAAUCCAGCGUGCUUUUCCCUUUCUUGCUGUGCUGUGCUGGCUCACCUCUGCAUAGCUGUUUGACACUGCAGUUUUUGGUAUUUAUGGGUAUUGAUUUGUUAAAGGUCAGUCGUCUUUGUAAGAUCUGCUUAAGCUGCUGAUGGCCUAGAAUCGCCCUAGCAGGAGGGAUGUUGUCAGCCUUCAGCUUUUUUACUAGUGUUAUUUCCUUCACUGAAGGCCAGUUCUUUACAGGCUACUGUAAUUCUCAAAGGUGGGUGGGGAGACCGGAGAACAGGUUGAUGCAUGUACCUAUGUUCUUAUUGGCAAUCCCAAGCAAUCUCUGCCUCUUCAGAAGGUGCUCGAGUACACUGGUGCAGCCAGGUGUUGCUGCUGUGGUGGAGCAAGAGCAACUGAAGACUUAAAACAAUGUGUAACUAAUACCUGUGGCUAACAGUAUCCCUCUUUGCUGCAAUUCUUUCUAGAGGGUAGAGUUUUCUUCCAAAAAAUAGGGAACCGAUAGACCAGGACAGCUGUGUGAUGAAGCAUCCUGUCUGCUCUAACCGCUGGAUGGGUGUUCUUCCUGCCUUGUAUCGCUGAGCUAUUGCAGGUGGUCUCAUGGUCUCAGCUCUUGGGUACCCUGCGCUAGGGAGGCCAGUAGUCAGACCUCGUAUGGCCAAAUGGCUAGCUGGUAGGCACAAAUGUAGAACCAGAGGGUCAAACUCUUGGGCAGAAUUGGACCUCCUCUGAACAUUUCUGCCUCAGAACUGCUCUAAAUACUGCUGUAGCUCUCUUACAUUCCAUGUACAAGCUCUGCUCUCACCUCCCCGAAUACCUGGGCUGUCCAUUUCGGGUCCCCCUGGCAAACGCAGGGUUCCCUUACACUGUAUUUUCUCACUCGUAACAGGAGCGUCCAUGAGGGUUCCUGCUCUGAACAGCUAGAAGUCUCCUUAAAAUAACAUGAGAAGGCAGCAGGCAAAUCGGGAUUAAAGCAUUACUUGGAGAUGAACUUCUGCUUGUUUUCAGAGGAGCGUUUGGGCCCUGAGGUUGACCUCCUGCAGUGGCGUUGCGCAGCUCUGAGUCAGGUGUCGGUCUGUAGCAUUACAAACACUCAAGGAAGACACCGGGGAGGUGGCUGCUCAAGUAGCAGUGCAGGUCGCUGGUUGGGUAUGGGUGUCAUGCUGUCUUCUCCCUUCCUAGGUGUUGAAAGACUUACAUUGUGCCAUCUUACUUCUCUUUAGGGGGUGAUGGUAAAUGCUUUUAAAAGGAGUCUGCAGUGGUUUAAUGGGAUGCGAUGAGAGCUUUGGCUGCUGGAAAGGUUCUCUGGGAUAAAUUCUCUAGCCUUAUCCAGACUAUAGCUGCUAAACUGAUUGAGUUCUUCUUUGAGGAGAACUUGUAACAACUUUGAUACACCUAGACAGGCUGGUUCCUACAUGAAAAGCUGUUUUAUAUUCCUCCUUAUCCCCUUCUGUGUGGUAGGACUUCUGUCCUGCUGUUGAAAAGGGCUGUUGAAAGGAGUUGUACUUUUCAAUGACUUGGGACAUCCAUUUCUUUAUUCCAAGACUUUCUCCUUUAAGAGCAAAACCAGAUUUUCUGAGGAGAGAAAAGAAAGUCUUGCUACCAGCUUUUGAAUCUUCUCAUGAGUUUCCUUGGCUUCAUUCCUCAAAGGCUUUUGGUGAUUUUUUUGUUGUUGUUGAGGUCAGAUGGUAUUUAACUAGUGGUUCCUUGGUUGUGUGGCCAAGUAACAACUGCUCCACCCUUGAGAUGUUUCCACUUCUGAUUUCUUUCAAUCCUAAUCUGCUGCAGGAGCAGCACGGUUGGCUGAAACAGCAGUUCUUUGGGUUGAGAGGUGUUAGUCUGGGGUGCCUUGGGGACCCCUGGUUUCAUAGGGGCUUAAACAGAGGAUGUUUUAAGUAGCUCUUACAACACAUUCCUCACAGGCAGGACUACUGCCAGGCGGGGGAAGAAGGACCCAUCUUCAGCUGGGAGGAAAAACCAGGACACUAUGCUGGAUGCGGGGAGAGAUGAGCCUUCCCUGAGAGGAAGAGGUCUGCUCUACCUGCACCUUGCUGUAAUUCAGGCUUUGGGAAGCUUUGUGGCUUUGCCAAUGAAGUAGAAGCAACAGGAUAGUAGAGAUCAAGUCGUUGAUGGUGGUCACUCAGAACACUGAUUUUGAGUUUGAGUUUUGUGACCUAACCUAGAAUUAUUCACGCUUUGGCAGUGAGUGGAAUGAAGGCCAGAAGUUGCUUUGGGGGAGUCUGGGGUGUUUGGGAAAGCAGAGGCUGUUUUCCCUUAAUGAGUGUCAGUGACUUUGUUUUAGCCAUUUGGAACGCUCGUCUAAAAUGCCCUUUCCCCAAAAGAGAGGAACAAAUAACACUUUUUUUUUUUUUUUUUAACCUUGUCUGGAAAGAAUUGCCAGAACAGGGUACAGAGAACACUUCAUCACUCUAAAACUCCUUCUUUUAUGCUUCUUUUUAAACACUAUUUUUAUAAUGCUUCCUUUAACUAAACAGGUGGCUUUGUGCAAACGUGUCCUGUUGGUGACGUGACUCUCACCGUGUUGAGCUUGGAGUUAAUGCUGCUACAGGUGAUGACUACAGUAUUUCUAAAUGCCCUCUGUGAUAGCGGCUGGGGGGAACCAAGCGACCUGGCAGUAGCAGUAAGCCGUGGCAAGCAGAGCCCUGGAGCGUGCUGUGGGUUUGUGUGUCUAAGCUAGGCUGUCUCCAUCGCCGUCUCCUUGGCAAGAUGGUUUUGCUUUGCCUUCACCGGCCCCGCCGCUCCGCCGUGCCGGCUGGAGCGGGGGCCAGCCGGGGGAGCGGUGGCUUUUCUCGAGGAAAACACUGUAGAGGUAACGGCUGCAACUGUGGAUGCUCUCCGGGUGGGAGAGGGGCACCCGCGGGUGGGCUGGCGGGGCUGGGGCCGGGCAGAGGCCAGGGCAGGCCGUGCCGGCAGGUCGCCGUCGUGUCCCCCCCCUUGCCCGCGCCGCCUCGCUGAGCGCUCCGCUCUUUAUUUUUGUACUUUCUCUUUCGAGCCCCUCUCGUGGCCUCUGGGACUCUCGUUUAAUGCUGUUCUCUCAUUUGUCCUAAUAAAAUGGUUUCUUUGCA